AUGGCAAGUAAGAACUAUAAAGCAUCAAUGAGAAACCUUGAAAGACAAAUAGGGCAACUAUCCAAGCAACCUACUGAGAGACCAAUUAAUGCCUUCCCCAGUGACACCAUCCAAAAUACAAAGGAGGAGUGCAAGGUCAUACAACUUAGGAAUGGUAAAACAUUGGGAAAGGACAACAAGGAUGCCAGCAAGGAAGAGAAAGAGAUUGAGGAAAAUGAUACGAGGUUGCACAAGGAGAUGAAGGAUCAACAAUUCCCUAAGUUCAUAGAAAUUUUCUGGAAAUUGGAGAUCAAAAUUCUACUAGCUGAAACCUUGGAACAAAUGCCACUUUGUGCAAAGUUUCUCAAAGAACUCAUCACCAAAAAGAGGAGCUGGAAGGAGAAGGAAACUGUGAUCCUCACCCAGGAAUGCAGUGCUAUAAUCCAAAAAGGGUUGCCACCCAAACUCAAGGAUCCAGGAAGCUUUUUCAUACCAUGCACCAUUGGGAACAUAUCAGUUGACAAAGCAUUAUGUGACCUGGGAGCAAGCAUCAAUUUGAUGCCACUCUCUAUGAUGAAGAAGCUAUCGAUAAAGGAGGUCAAACCCACUAGAAUGUCACUACAACUUGCCGAUACAUCCCUUAUAAUACCCAAUGGAGUGGUCGAGAACCUUCUAGUUAAGGUUGGCAAAUUCAUUUUCCCUGUGGACUUUGUAAUUCUGGACAUGGAUGAGGACGGAAGUGACUCAAUCAUUCUUUGA
Molecule: messenger RNA, 738 nt
Organism: Arachis ipaensis
Lineage: Eukaryota; Viridiplantae; Streptophyta; Magnoliopsida; Fabales; Fabaceae
Source: RefSeq, a predicted model, not a curated record